AUGGUCCAAAAUCCCUUCAUGGUAGAUCCAACGGUUGGAUCUCCCACUAGAUCUCCACAGAGACCUGGUCUUACAAGAUUUCAUACCAAUAAUAGUAGUAACUGGGAUCAACGUAGCUAUGAAAGUUACGAUGAUGAUAACUACAACUCAAAUAAUUUUCAGGGCUUACCUCAUGCGGUGCCUCAAUCUCCAUCAAAAGCUGCUCUGAGAUAUUCCCCAGAACGUCGUCAAAGGACACAAUUUUACCGUGAUAGUAAUCACGGUUCACCAGUUCACCCAAGCAGAUAUCCUACUAAUAUCCACGAAUCGCCAGUAAGGGGCAAUGAUGCAACUUUACAGCUGAGAGAUGGUUCCAAUCAUGCAUCUCCUUUACAUCAAAAGUACAGUUACGAAAGAGUUCCUGUAAGAGAUGACGAUACUAUGCCUAUCAUCAAUAAUGUUUUCGCAGAUAGUUAUCAACAAAGUAGUGAAGAUCCUGUUUCUAGUUAUUAUUCAGAAAAUAUUCCACCAAGUAAAAAGAGUAACAACUUAUUCGGGACAGCAUCGAGAGGUUUUUCGCAAGGAUCAAGACUUACUAUGUCUACUGGAUCUACAGCAGCUUCUUAUGAAGCUGAGAAAUACCGUAAAUCAUUUGAUGACAACUCAACCAUAAACUCAGAAAAUACAUUUAAUGAAACAAGAUUUGAAUUGAAUCACCCGAUUCGUAGAGACUAUGUCAGACGUGCCAACUCAGAAAGCAAGAGAAGAGAUAUCCCACAUGAUGUAGCCCAUAAAAAGGCAAUGUUGAAGUUAGAUAAUCCAAUUCCAAGAGGUUUGUUAGACACAUUACCAAGAAGGGACAGUCCUGAGUUCACUGAAAUGAGAUACACUGCUUGUACAGUAGAGCCAGAUGACUUUCUAGAGGAAGGAUAUUCCCUCAGAUUUGCUGAAAUGAAUCGUGAGUGUCAAAUUGUAGCAUGUGUGACUAUGUACAAUGAAGACAAAAUAUCUUUAGCCAGAACAAUCCACUCUAUAAUGAAAAAUGUCGCACAUUUAUGUAGCCGUCAGAAGUCUCAAGUUUGGGGGAAAGACAGCUGGAAAAAAGUUUCGGUUAUUUUAGUUAGUGAUGGUAGAGCUAAAGUCAAUCAGGGUGCAUUAGAUUAUUUAGCCGCCUUGGGUGUCUAUCAAGAAGAUAUGGCAAAGGCCUCUGUCAACGGUGAUCCAGUUAAGGCACAUAUAUUCGAAUUGACAACACAGGUUUCCAUUAAUGCUGACCUUGACUAUGUUUCAAAGGAUAUAGUUCCUGUCCAAAUGGUCUUCUGUCUGAAAGAAGAAAAUAAAAAGAAGAUCAACUCUCAUCGUUGGCUUUUUAAUGCUUUUUGUCCUGUUUUACAGCCAAACGUUGUGAUGUUAAUUGAUGUUGGUACCCGCUUGAAUGAUACUGCCGUUUAUCAUUUAUGGAAGGCUUUUGAUAAUGACUCUAAUGUGGCAGGUGCAGCUGGCCAAAUUACAACUAUGACUGGUAAGUACGGUAAAAAGUUGUUGAAUCCCCUCGUCGCUUCCCAAAAUUUCGAAUACAAAAUGUCAAAUAUCUUAGACAAGCCCCUGGAAAGUCUUUUCGGUUAUAUUACAGUUUUACCUGGUGCUCUUUCAGCUUAUAGAUAUCGUGCUCUUCAGAAUCAUGCCGACGGAACUGGACCAUUGAAGUCUUACUUUUUGGGGGAAACUCAAGAGGGUAGAGACCAUGAUGUUUUCACAGCAAAUAUGUAUCUAGCAGAAGACAGGAUUUUAUGCUGGGAAUUGGUUGCUAAGAGGGACGCAAAGUGGGUUCUUAAGUAUGUCAAGGAAGCCACAGGUGAGACAGAUGUUCCGGAAGAUAUUCCUGAAUUUAUUUCUCAAAGAAGACGUUGGUUAAAUGGUGCGAUGUUUGCUGCUCUUUAUGCCCAAUUGCAUAGCUUCCAGAUAUGGAAGACAAGACAUUCCAUAACUCGUUUGAUUUUCCUACAAAUAGAAUUCUUCUAUCAAUUUAUUCAAGGGAUUUUUUCGUGGUUUUCUAUUGCAAAUUUGGUUUUAACUUUCUAUUAUCUAGCAGGAUCUGUUAAUAACGUUUUAAAACAUGGCGAUGUCUUAUUCAUAUUUUUAAAAUAUCUGAUAUUUUGUGAUUUGGCCAGUUUAUUCAUUAUUUCUAUGGGCAAUAGACCACAAGGUGCCAAGCCUUUGUUUUUGAUAUCUAUGAUUAUUUUAACUUUUUGUGCAAUUUAUUCAUUGGUCUGUGGUUUUUACUUCGGGAUCACUCAAUUGGACUCAAAAGACACAAGUUCAGGGGCGGCUUUCAACAUCAUCGUGUCUAUCUUAUCGACAUAUGGUUUAUAUGUCUUUUCCUCUUUCAUGUACUUAGACCCAUGGCAUAUUUUUAGUUCCUCUAUUCAAUAUUUCCUGACAUUGCCUGCAUUUACAUGUACUUUGCAAAUUUUUGCAUUCUGCAAUACUCAUGACGUUUCUUGGGGUACUAAAGGUUCUCAUGAACAAUCUAAACCAUUGGCCAAGGCUAUAGUUGUUCAAGGCCCAGAUGGCAAGCAAAUCGUUGAAACAGAUUGGCCACAGGAAGUUGACAAAAAAUACAUGGAAAUUAAGAGCCGCUUGAAGGAGGUAGAGUUUGAAGAAAAGAUUGUGGAUGAGGCAGAGAAACAAAAUGAUUAUUAUAGAGAUAUAAGAUCAAGAAUUGUUAUGACUUGGAUGCUUUCAAACUUGAUUUUAAUUAUGGCUAUAAUUGAAAUCUUCAAGCCGGAAAAUACAAAUAACGGAUAUCUGUUAUUUAUCUUAUGGUCAGUUGCAGGCCUUGCAUUAUUUAGGUUCAUUGGUUCUAUGGGUUUCUUAGUCUUUAAAUACGUAAGAAUGCUUGUUAAGUACAAAAACAAGGCAGAAAAUCGUGGAUCAUGGGGCGUCAGAAAUAUCAUGCCAACUAUACCAUUCAGUAACAAAGAUUGA
Kazachstania africana CBS 2517 is the source of this 2967-nucleotide messenger RNA. It is a transcript of the gene CHS2, whose product is annotated as chitin synthase CHS2. The transcript has a single exon. The record is from RefSeq and is a predicted model, not a curated record. Gene Ontology annotation, molecular function: chitin synthase activity. Gene Ontology annotation, cellular component: cell septum; cell periphery. The coding region runs from base 1 to 2967 and encodes 988 amino acids. Lineage: Eukaryota; Fungi; Ascomycota; Saccharomycetes; Saccharomycetales; Saccharomycetaceae.